Messenger RNA from Tarenaya hassleriana, 2488 nucleotides. Its product is annotated as SRSF protein kinase 2-like. The coding region runs from base 530 to 2116 and encodes 528 amino acids. Gene Ontology annotation, biological process: protein phosphorylation; spliceosomal complex assembly; regulation of mRNA processing. The record is from RefSeq and is a predicted model, not a curated record. NCBI's taxonomy places the organism in Eukaryota, Viridiplantae, Streptophyta, Magnoliopsida, Brassicales, Cleomaceae. Gene Ontology annotation, molecular function: ATP binding; protein kinase activity. The transcript is spliced from 4 exons.
AAACCCUAAUUUGCAUCCAAUUUUCUCUCCACCUCAGCUACUUACCAGACAGACACCAUCAUUCCACUGCUGCUCUCUGUUAGGUCUAAUCAGUAAUUUCGUCAUUCCAUUUCGUUCGAUUCACCCAACUGUUUCAUCUUCGAUUUACGGUUCUUGAAUCGGGUGAAAUUCGUCUGGGUUCGAUAAAUCUCUUUGCUUUUAAGUCAGAUUUCUAGGUUCCCAGUGUAUUUUUUCCAUCCAAUUCGGGGUUCCCGACAUCUUUUCGACUUUUCCCCUCUCUCUUCCUCGAAUUUCUAGUUUUAGGGGGAUUUUAUCGAGUUGGGUUAUCCGGAUUUCACUCCCCUCUUCCAUUUUCUCGGAAUUGCUCUUCUUCUAGGGUUUUCUGAUUCUGGGUUUCCGCCAAUUUCGUUUCUUUGCCAUUCAUUCGGUCAAAGUUUACUGUCUUCAAGGGUUUUGUCGAUUUGGGUGUCCUCCAGAUUCUCUCCCUCAGAAUUCGUCAUCUCCAAGGUUUCCCUAGUUUCUUCCGACAAUGGAGGAGGACAAGAACGGAGGACAUCAGAGUGACGUCAGCAACUACUCGUCGGAGGACGAAGGGACGGAGGAUUACCGGAGAGGAGGCUACCACGCGGUGCGAAUCGGCGACACGUUCAAGGAUGGAUGCUAUGUGGUUCAGAGCAAGCUCGGCUGGGGACAUUUCUCCACUGUUUGGCUCGCUUGGGACACCCAAAAAUCGCGUUAUGUAGCUUUGAAAGUCCAGAAGAGCGCUCAGCACUACACGGAGGCAGCCAUGGAUGAGAUCAAAAUCCUUAAACAGAUUGCAGAAGGAGACCCAGAUGAUAAAAAAUGCGUUGUGAAGCUUUUGGAUCACUUCAAGCAUUCUGGUCCUAACGGGCAACAUGUUUGUAUGGUCUUCGAGUACUUGGGCGAUAACCUCUUGUCACUUAUCAAGUACAGCGAUUACCGGGGUGUCCCUCUUCACAUGGUUAAAGAGCUUUGCUUUCAUAUUCUGGCGGGGUUGGAUUACCUACACCGCGAGCUCUCUAUUAUCCAUACCGAUUUGAAGCCGGAGAACGUCUUGCUGUGUUCUAUGAUUGAUCCAUCAAGGGACCCUCGUAAAUCAGGUACCCCUAUCGUUCUUCCAACAACGAAGGACAAGACCGUUUCUGGGUCAGUCCCGGAACAGGAAACUAAGAGUUACACAUACAGUGCGGAUUUGACAAAGAAUCAGAAGAAAAAGAUCCGGAAGAAAGCUAAGAAGGCGGCUCAAGGGGGUCAUGGAGAGGAAGCGUCAGAGGAAAAUGAUAGAGCUUGUGACAAUGGAGCAAGAUCAAACAGGGAUCAUACUGUAGAAAAGCCCCAAGAUAGUUCUCAAACUAAGAAAGGAAGAGUAAAGCGUGAUGAAAUCGACGAGAGUGCUAGCAAAAAGGGUCGGAGUAACAGGAGAGGAAGCCGUUCCACGAGGCAGAAGUUACUUGGAGCUGUGGAUCGGAAAUGUAAAUUAGUGGAUUUCGGGAAUGCUUGUUGGACUUAUAAACAGUUCACAAGCGAUAUUCAGACAAGGCAGUAUCGGUCCCCCGAAGUUAUUCUCGGAUCAAAAUACUCAACAUCGGCAGACAUGUGGUCAUUUGCCUGCAUUUGUUUUGAGCUGGCCACCGGAGAUGUCCUUUUCGAUCCUCACAGUGGUGAAAACUACGACAGGGACGAGGAUCAUUUGGCAUUGAUGAUGGAGCUUUUCGGGAUGAUGCCACGCAAGAUUGCAUUAAGCGGCCGCUACUCACGAGAUUACUUCAACCGAUAUGGUGAACUAAGGCACAUACGUCGGUUAAGGUUUUGGCCACUGAACAAGGUCCUGAUGGAGAAGUACGAUUUCAGCGAGCAGGACGCGAAUGCUAUGGCAGAUUUCAUCACUCCCAUUCUCGAUUUUGUGCCCGAGAAGAGACCCACUGCGGCUCAGUGCCUUACACACCCGUGGAUCAAUCCCGGUCCGAAGCUUUUGCAGCCUUCUGGUAACUCGGAACCCGGAGAAGAAGCAUCAGAAGAGAAGAUAAAGAAGGAAAACAGUGAGAGGGAGGCGAUGGAGGCUGGUGUCGGGAGUAUAGCCAUCGAUGCCUCGUAGUCUAAAGGCGUUACGGAGAGAUGGUUCGCCAUUCUUCUCAUGGAUGUUCGAACGUAAAUACAGCCAAGCUGAGUCGUGAGUCGAGUCAGCUCGUUUUACAUCCCGAUUCGUUGGUUCAUUGCUUGUUUUCUCCGCAUUAGAAAUGGUGUUUUUACAGGGAAGUGGCUUGUUUUGAGUUCUGAUGAUGAACUGUACCUGUCGUCUGUGUUGUUUUCUGGGAACUUUGUUUUUUUCUGGUUUGUGAUUCAGCUUCUGUUUCCGACAGAUCUGAGGGCUCCUCUGUCUUGCCCCUUGAACAAAACUUGGGUAUCGAUUGCUGAUCUCUGGCUUUUCAAAGACACAUCUAAAUCUGCGGUUUUCGGUUGUAUCCAA